Culicoides brevitarsis is the source of this 1088-nucleotide messenger RNA. RefSeq names its product activating signal cointegrator 1 complex subunit 1. Gene Ontology annotation, cellular component: nucleus. The transcript has a single exon. The coding region runs from base 47 to 1060 and encodes 337 amino acids. Gene Ontology annotation, molecular function: RNA binding. The record is from RefSeq and is a predicted model, not a curated record. Gene Ontology annotation, biological process: DNA alkylation repair; regulation of DNA-templated transcription. Lineage: Eukaryota; Metazoa; Arthropoda; Insecta; Diptera; Ceratopogonidae.
AUCAGACAGUUCGAUAAGAGCCGUUUCAGCUGUUUUUCCUCGCAAAAUGGACGUAAUAAAGCCGGAUUUGUUGUGGAUCGGGUCUCGUUGCUACCGAGUCAAUCAAACUGUAAACACUGCAUCUCUUGGAGGUUCCCAACUGCCCGAAAAGUACGUCGAACACGACGCCUACGACGAUGAUUGCGUUGCUGACGAGGAAAAUUACCAGAUUGAAUGCACAAAUGGACGUUAUUUGACUGCUUUUCACGUGCCUUCGCAACUUUUUGGCGUGAUAGUUGGUGCCAAAGGGGCCACACGACGCCGCAUCGAAACGGAAACCAGCACAAAAAUCGAAAUUCCCAAGCAGGGUCAAGAUGGUGACAUCAAAAUAACCAGCAACAAUGCCAAAAGUGUCUCUGCCGCACGACGACGCAUCGAAAUUAUCGUCAUUGGAGCGCGAAUGAAGAUGGAUUUCACACAUUUCUUGUCCGUGCCCAUGGUUGAACCCGAAAUUCAAGAGACUUUUUUGGAUUUUAAGACCAAAGUACUCGGAGACAACGAAAUUUACGGCAUUACGGAGAAAUAUUUUCAAAAUCCGCACAGACUUCACAUCACAAUCGUGCUUUUGACGUUGUUGGACAACGCGGAUCGAGCUCUGGCUGCACAAUAUUUGCGGGAAUGCGAGGAAACGAUCGUCAGCCAGUUCAAAGGAUUGGAACUGCAAAUGAAGGGACUUGAAAUAAUGAAUGACGAUCCAUCGGCAGUGAAUGUUUUGUUUGCUGCGAUCGAAAGUGAGGCAAUGCAAGCGAUGAGCGACCAAUUACACGAAUAUUUUUGCAAUAAGGGAUUGAUGCAGCGGAAAAAUGACCAUGUAAAGUUGCAUGUGACUCUGAUGAACACAAAAUUUUUGAAGAAUCAGGAGGAAAAUAGUCGAGUUGAAGCUUUUGAUGCCACGAAAAUCCUCCAAAAGUACGGAAAUUUCAACUUUGGACGAGUAAAAGUCAAGGAAAUUCACCUUUCGCAAAGACAUACAAGUGGAACUGUUGGAUAUUACGAGGCUUCUUGCAUUAUCAAAGUCUGAAAAAGAAAUAAAAAAUAUUUUUUUACGU